This is a messenger RNA of Pterocles gutturalis (yellow-throated sandgrouse), 1710 nucleotides long. It is a transcript of the gene PLEKHO2, whose product is annotated as pleckstrin homology domain containing, family O member 2. The transcript has 5 exons. Gene Ontology annotation, biological process: macrophage apoptotic process. The record is from RefSeq and is a predicted model, not a curated record. The annotation marks the transcript as partial. Lineage: Eukaryota; Metazoa; Chordata; Aves; Pterocliformes; Pteroclidae.
GAUACAAAGGAGGAGGUCUCAGAGAAACCAAAGCCUGCUCCGACUGCAGAGAAAUAUGGCUGGAUUAAGAAAAGCAGCGGAGGGCUCCUGGGAUUGUGGAAGGAUCGUUACAUCCAGCUACGGAAAACACAGCUCGUGGUCUUUGAGGAUGAGGAUGAACAGAAGUGCAUAGAAACAGUGGAACUGGAGAGUUAUGACAAGUGCCAGGAACUGCGUGCGCUACUAAAGAAGAAAAACCGUUUCAUUUUAAUCCGCUCCCCGGGUAAGAAGGUUCAUGAUAUCAAAUUUCAAGCUCCAACUUUGGAAGAAAAGGAAUCGUGGAUAAAAGCUCUUAAUGAAGGGAUCAAUAGAGGCAAAAACAAAGUAUUUGAUGAGGUGAAAGUAGAUGAGAGCCUUUCCUUGGAUCAUGUAACUCGGGACAGAGUGAAAAUGACCCACGGGCGCAGGCCACCCACGAGAAGUCACCUCAAGGAGGCUGCCAAGUCUACAUCAGAUGGUAUCCUGCGACUAGAUCUGGAUAUGGUAGACAACGGACCACCAACCUUUGAUUCCAGCAUCAGUGAAAGUGACAAUGAGCCACCUCAGAAAGAAACUCCAAAGCCACCUAUGCCACCUACAAAACCCACUGGCACAAAAGAAGACCAAGAUGCAGAGAACAACGUUCCUGAGCAGGAACAUAAAAAACCUCUGUCUCCUCCAUUGCCUCCAGAUAAGAAGCUCAAGGAAGGCUUAGCAUCGAAGGACAAUGUCAGUGCGAAGGAAGAGGACUCUGUAAGCCCAGAAGAGAACAUGGAGGAAUCUCAAGCACAAAGUGAGGAGAACAGAGAGAACCUUGAGGUCAGCAACAAGGGCAUACCAAAAACUCUAAUUCCUCUUCCUAAGAGCGUGCCAGACAAGCUAAAAGUCUCUUGGGACCAACCAGCCUCUGAGACUAAAACCACAGAAGACUUGAAACCAUCAGGAGACAGUAGCAAAGACAACCUUGCUGAGAUUGCCGCUGCAGAUGUUACAAAGCCUCCUGUUCCUCCUAAGGUUCUGUCAGAAAAAAUGCUUGCCACGAUGAACUCCAGCCAUGGUGACCUGGAAGCUGGGGACCGGGAAGACCUGGAGUCUGGCAGCUCCAAGCCCCCAAUAAAUGGGAUCACAGCAGGCGAGGUAGCAGAGUCCAUGUCCCCAGCCCUUGAAACUGAAGAAGGAAAUGGCGGAACCCCUGCUGAGGAGGAACAGCAAAGUUCAGCAGAAGAGACACAGACUUCCUUAGCUACAGAAGCAGGCCAUGAGAGCGUAAAAGCAACUGUUGAGAAGAAAGCAUCUGUAGAAAGCACUUCAGUUCUCAAACUUCGCAGUUCUUCUCUGGGAGACUUGCUGUCUGAUUCCAAAAAUACACAGAAAGCACUUCCAAGCCAGGGUUUCCCCAAGAAUUCCCUUCACUGCUUGGCUAAAAUGGAGGAGAAAGUUGCUAAUGAAAGGGAAAAGGCAGAAAAACUUCUGCAGAAGGUUUUACGUGAAGGGUUGGAACAGGCCCAGGAGGGGAAUGGACCCCCAGUGAUGGCAGAGACAUUGCUCAAUGAGGCAGUAGAACAACUACGGCAAGCUACACAAGUUUUGCAAGAAAUUAAAGGUCUUGGAGAACUGAAAAAAGAAGCGACACAGAAACAGAAAGAAAAGCAAAAGGAUCUAGUGACUCUUUAUAGGAGAAGCGCUCCCUGA